AUGGCAACUUCAGCUGUACAAGAACUGCGUACUCCCCCGUUUACUUCCUCCUCCGACCCACCUCCACUUUUUGAUGGAACCACAAGGUUGUACAUGUCUUAUACAUGCCCAUUUGCGCAACGUGUAUGGAUCACUAGGAAUUAUAAGGAGCUUCAAGACAAAAUCAAAUUGAUUCCUAUCGAUCUAGCAAAUAUUCCUGCUUGGUAUAAGGAGAAAGUCUACCCUCCAAAUAAGGUGCCAUCCUUGGAGCACAAUGGCAAGGUUAUUGGUGAAAGUCUUGACUUAAUCAAAUAUGUGGAUGCCAACUUUGAGGGAAUAUCUCUAUUUCCAAGUGACCCGGCAAAGAGAGAAUUUGGUGAGCAAGUGAUGAUCCACAUUGAUGAGUUGACCAAAAAUAUUUUCUCUACAUUCAAAGGAGAUCCUAUACCAAAAACUAGUGCUUCUUUUUAUUACAUUGAGAGUGCUCUAGGUAAAUUUAAUGACGGGCCAUUUUUCCUCGGCCAAUUUAGCUUGGUGGAUGCUGCCUUUGCUCCAUUUCUUGAAAGAUUCUUAAUUGUAUUUCCUGAUGUGUAUAAGCAUGACCUUACAACAGGGAGGCCUAAUCUAGCAGCAUAUAUUGAGGAGCUGAAUAAGAUCGAUGCUUAUACACAAACAAAGCUUGACGCUAAGGCAUUUCUGGAAAUGUUCAAAAAACGAUUUUUGGCUCAGCAAUGAACAUUGCAAUACUGGAAUUGGAUG
This is a messenger RNA of Abrus precatorius (Indian licorice), 738 nucleotides long. Its product is annotated as glutathione S-transferase L1-like. Lineage: Eukaryota; Viridiplantae; Streptophyta; Magnoliopsida; Fabales; Fabaceae. The record is from RefSeq and is a predicted model, not a curated record. Gene Ontology annotation, molecular function: glutathione transferase activity. The transcript is spliced from 10 exons. The coding region runs from base 1 to 714 and encodes 237 amino acids.